Messenger RNA from Oncorhynchus kisutch (coho salmon), 950 nucleotides. Its product is annotated as E3 ISG15--protein ligase HERC5-like. The transcript is spliced from 3 exons. Gene Ontology annotation, biological process: protein ubiquitination; ubiquitin-dependent protein catabolic process. Lineage: Eukaryota; Metazoa; Chordata; Actinopteri; Salmoniformes; Salmonidae. The record is from RefSeq and is a predicted model, not a curated record. Gene Ontology annotation, cellular component: cytoplasm. The coding region runs from base 281 to 745 and encodes 154 amino acids. Gene Ontology annotation, molecular function: ubiquitin protein ligase activity.
GCAAAGGUGACGGCACGUUUAGGGGAAUCACACAUGGAUUAUGAGGUUGUUCAUGCCUCACCACAUUAUUUUAUGAUUAUCAAUAAUCAUUGGACUUUCAAAUAGCUUCAAAGGUGCUGGUAGUGAAACACUGUAAUGUUAUGUUCCUAGAGAGGAACUACUACAGAAUUACUACUGUAUUACUAGCCUACUACUGUAUUCUAGAACCCACAUUACCUUCCCUUUACUGCAUAUCAAGCAGGUUAUCAGGUUAUCAACAGCAUGUCCUAUACUUUCACUCAUGGUGUAUUUCUUGUCUCUUGUCCAUCCCAUCCUCACUAACAGCCUAGAGUGGAGGAGAAGCGUGAUUUCCUGUUUGGGGUUCUCUGUGGGAUGGCCCUGUACAACAACAACAUGGUGCACUUCCCCCUUCACCAUGGCAUUCUUCAAGAAGCUGGUGAACAUCAAGCCCUCUUUAGAGAACUUGAGAGAGUUUAGCCCCAUUGAAGCAGGGAAGAAGUUUGUUGACACCUAUGUGAACUACAUCUUCAACCAGUCAAUAGAGAAGGUGUUUGAAGAGUUCAGGAAAGGCUUCUUCAAGGUGUGUGACAUGGACGUGGUGGAGUUCUACCAGCCAGAGGAACUGAGGGGAGUGUUGGGGAAGGAGAACGUCGACUGGGAAACGCUGAAACAGCUUCCCAUAUACCCCUUCAAAGAGACACUACAGAACCAGCUUAUAGAGCCACAACAGAAGCUUCUGGAAUGAAUAAGGGUGUAUAAUGUUGCUGCUCUAUUUUACACACCUCUCCUGUGUUCAUCUUUUCAUUGUUCCAUAGUUGGGUUUAAGAUUUUGAUUGUUUUAAUGUAGGGUUGUAUUUCAAAUCUUAACUUCAUCUGUGCGGCACUGUGUCAUUUGUGUGUAAUCAUAUAGCAUUCACAUUUUAUUAAAAACAUUUUUAAAUCAAAAAGUA